Molecule: messenger RNA, 2195 nt
Organism: Haliotis rufescens (red abalone)
Lineage: Eukaryota; Metazoa; Mollusca; Gastropoda; Lepetellida; Haliotidae
Product: ATP synthase mitochondrial F1 complex assembly factor 1-like
Exons: 8
Coding region: 772-1737 (321 amino acids)
Biological process (GO): mitochondrial proton-transporting ATP synthase complex assembly
Cellular component (GO): mitochondrion
Source: RefSeq, a predicted model, not a curated record
UUUGGUGCAAGACAUGCAUCUUUUCUCAUCGUUCUACUGAAUGGCACUUAUCAUUUUGUAAAGCUUAGUCCAGCUGGUAAAGUGGGAAAUGUCUAAAUCUGAGAUUAUGAUCAGUAUUUAAAUGAAUGAUGUUUUGGCCUAUCUAUAGGAAUUUUCAAGAAUAAUAUUUAAACAUCACACACAUCAUCAGCUGAUCAUAAGCAAAUAAGUACUAAAAUGUCGGACCACAUAUGAAACUUGCACUGGUGAUCAGGAGAUAGCAGCUGUGACCUGUCUAAUGGUCUCAUUAUAUCAAGACUCUGCACAUUGUUCGCACUAUCAACCAAUGGGUCGGUCACAAGACUGACGUGGUAGCAUUACAGACCACACUCUCUAUACAAGUUACUACCAGUAAACCCCCCCAUUUGAACAAUAUUAUAAGCCAGAAUGUUUCCAAAAAGGAAUUUGUCUUUACAUUGCUUCUAAAAGGAAACGGGGCGGUCUGGUAGCCUAGUGGGUAAAGCGUUUGCUCGUCACGCUGAAGACCUGGGUUCGAUUACCGACAUGGGUACAAUGUGUGAAGCCCAUUUCUGGUGUCCCCCGCCGUGAUAUUGCUGGAAUAUUGCUAAAAGCGGUGUAAAACCACACUCACUCACUCUAAAAGAAAACCAAUGUUAUACUUACAUUGCUUGUAUUGGGAGGUCAUCCACAGUUGUAACCAGAUUCAACCUAUUUCUUAUUCACUCAAAUUAUUUUCCAGACUGAAUAAAGUGAAGACCAACAUAAUAUAAUAUGUUUGUACUACAAAGACAAAGCGUUCGACUCUGUCAGAAAUGCUGGAGACUAUAUUCCUCUGUGAAGAAACAACACAAUGUUCCUUCGACCAUCUCUGAUGCUCGAGGAUUAACCAUGACAAAUGCAAACAGUCUAUUAAAAGGACAGCACACAAGGAAGUAUCUUGACUUGAGAUAUUCAUCUACAUCAUCAGUCAAGAAUGAAGAUGAUGUGAAGGUGAACAUAGAGGAAAAUCCUUACUUUGACAAGUACAAGAAAAAACUGCUGGAUUUACAAAGAUCCUCCCCAGAGUCCUACCAGGAAAAGAUGAAUCAGAUUGAAGAGGAGCUGAGGAAGGACCGAGCCUUCAUCAAAGAGCAGCUGGAGAAGGCGGAGAAGGAGAAGGCUAAAGCAGAGGCUGAGGCUGAAGGGAAGGCCUCACCUAAGGGGUUAGACAGUGUCAUGAAGAUGGAACUGAUCAGAGAUAAGACGGCAGAGGAGAUUGAGGAGAUAUGGAAAGAAUUCCACUGUAAGAAGGAAUGUGUAUACACAGUCAUGAAGUCUAUCGAUUAUGAUGAUCUGAUGGAAAAGGCUAAGACAUGUCCAUCUUUUCUGUACCCACUGCCUCGCCAGGAUGGAUAUGAACUCUUCUUCUCCAUGAUCUCUGGGAAGUCUGUGUACUUCACACCUCUCAUCAUGUACCAGCAGAUGAAGGAGAACGCCCCACCAUGUCUCUCCCUGGUCCACUUCACAGAGCUCCAGGAGGACAAAGGUAUUGUGCUGAUGACUGGGCAGUAUGACGACUCAUUACUGAAAAGAAAGGAUGCAUUGAAUCUUGUGCGACAAAUGUCCAUGUACUACAGUAGAAGUUCUGGUGAAAGGUUCAAUCUGGUCCGCAUCUUCAACCAUAUGCCAAACAAAUUCAACCAUCUUGAUGUAAUAAAUGAAUAUCAAGAGAUGAUAAAAUUCUUAGAAUCUGCUUAAUGAAUUUCAAGGACGUAACUUAUCUGACAUCUGAUGAAGGUAUACUUAUUACAAAUGUACAUGAACAACUGCACAUACUUCUAAUUAAUCAUUGUCCUUUUUUAUGGAAUUCAAUUUGAAAUCACUUGUCACGUUACAUUUAAGGGUUCACCAUUUUGAAAAUGAGUGUGUGAUGUACAGGUUUUGAAAGCAGUGGAGUUCUUAUGACUUCAGUGUGUGAAGCUAAAUAUAUGUUUAGUGUUCUUGGAAAGGCACCCUGGAUAUGUGUGCUUCACAGCAUCCUUCCAGAUAGGUGGGUUAUUGUCAUCAAGGAUGGGUACUUUCAUUGAGCAAUGUACAGGUGGAGUAUUGGUGUGAUGGUGUGGUGAUGUUCUCUGUAUUAGCUUUCGCUGGCAAAAGCAACUGUGUUUGGCCUGAUACCUUCAAGGGAAUUGAUGUGAAUAAAUAAGUCAACACCC